GUGUAUGGGUGUGACCAGAUGUCAUCACACGGUCAGUCAGUCAACAAGCUGACAUGUGACACACACGCACGCAUACAGUCACACGCAGAGAUGCGAACGGACCGAGCUCAGCGCCUACACGACCUGCCCUUAUCUGCUUCCACGAGCCACGCCGAGAUGGAGAUGUCAGCGGCUGCAGGAGGCCUGGGGAUGUCUGUCCACCGUCAGCGCUCCGGCACGGUGAAGAGGAGGAGGUGGGGAGGGUUGAGGCAGCAGUGGAAGCUUCUGGGUUUGUUUGAGAUCGAUCAGCAGCAUGAGCUCUACAGCCUGACCUGCAUGAUGAAGGAGGGUUUGGCAGCAGCCAUCCAAAAUACCAUUGACAAUGCACCUACAAAUGAACUGUCAGAUGAUGAUUUCCGAUUAGAGGUCACUCAGAUUCAUAAGGAUUUUACAAUGGAGACGUUUGCAGGCCCGGUGUUUGCCAGCCUGCGUGGCUCUUUAGGAAUGACAGAGCAGGAGUAUCAGCAGUCGCUCUGCUCUGAAAACUGCUACCUUCAGUUCAUCAGCAACUCCAAGAGCAAGGCCGACUUCUUCCUGACUGUGCCUUAUCGGAUCCGUGCUUCCUGCCGUGCUUCCUGCCGUGCUUCCUGCCGUGCUUCCUGCCGUGCUUCCUGCCGUGCUUCCUGCCGUGCUUCCUGCCGUGCUUCCUGCCGUGCUUCCUGCCGUGCUUCCCUGUAUCUACCCUGUGUCUACCCUGUGUCUACCCUGUGUCUACCUCUGGUUCGAAAUGACAAACGCUUCUUUUUGAAGACCCAGAAUAAAAGAGAAAUCAAAUUCCUUCUGGCCAACCUCAAUAUCUACAUGGAACAUCUGAAGAAAUACCCCCAUUCAUUGCUGGUCAAGUUCCUAGGUGUUCACAGGAUCAAAAUCCCACACAGGCGCAAGAAAUACUUCAUUGUUAUGCAAAGUGUGUUUUAUCCUGAUGAUCGAAUCAAUUCCAGGUACGACAUUAAGGGCUGUGAGGUGAGUCGUUGGACAGAACCUGCACCAGAGGGAAGCCAGAUUAUUGUGGUUCUCAAAGACCUCAACUUUGAAGGCCAGUACAUCACUCUGGAACGGCAGCGCCCCUGGCUCCUGCGGCAGGUGGAGAUCGACACACACUUCCUCCGAAGGCUCAAUGUGUUGGACUACAGUCUCCUGCUGGCCCAUCAGCCCUUACACCACGAUGAACGCCACCAGAGUCUCUCCUUCGCUACUCUCAUCAUGAGAACCAAAAAAUCUGUGAAUCCAGGCUCCAGCCCGGUCCACGCAGGUAUAGCUGCUGUCCCUGGGGCAGUCCCAGAAGAUGAUUCCAUCUUACUUUUGUCUGAAACAAAUGACAGCUGUUUGACGCAAUCACAAAGAGUUGCAUCAAGUGGUGGCUCUCUUCAAACGUGCCUGGAGCAUUCAGGGCCAGGCAGUGACGCAGCUGAGCUUCCAGACUUCAGAGCCCAAAACCGACGUUUACUGCCCAACUUAAAGAAUCCUGUGCAUGUCAUCGAUGGACCCGAGCAGCGCUACUUCAUCGGAAUCAUUGACAUUUUCACAGUUUACAGUUUUAAGAAGAGGAUGGAGCAUUUGUGGAAGAGGCUGAGACAUCCAGGCCGGUCCUUCUCCACCGUCAGUCCACAGUCUUACUACGUCAGGCUAUGUCACUGGGUAGAGGACCAUACCAAGUAGACCUUGAAUGAGUGGUGUCCAAACAACUAAAUGGUCUAUCAAAGUCUACACACAUGAAACAAGUUUAUCUGCAUCUGCUCUAUGGCGCCAAUACUCUCAUCUCUUCACGUGCUCAAAACACACUUUUGGCAUUAUCUUUGUGACUUAUGUAGACAUUUUGAGCAAAAAUAUUUUCUGCAGAUACGUGACAUAAAUAUAGUACCAUAGACAGCAUAUUUGUCUGUCAGAGCAGUUUUCCCAAAUACCGUUGUGGAAAAGGGUUUCCAAAUAUGCCCGGUGUGUGAAAAAAAAAAGACUCCUGAUGUGCCUUAAGAAAAGCAUAAACAGACAAACAUGAAAUACGCUUCAAAGGCUUUGCAUGCAGAUGUCUGCUAUCAUGUACAAAGAUCAUCAGUGUUGGCAGAACUGGAUGCCUUUUCUCUUAACUUGAAGUUGUGACGGUCUAGGAUGAAACAAAAGAUCCAGCAUCAUGGAAUGAAGUCAACUUGCAGUCUUUUUUAGUUUAUUUAUAAUGUUCCAGACUUGUGUAAUGCAAAGGCAAUUGUUGGAGCUAUUCAUUGUUUUGUAAUAUUUAAUAAUUAAACAUUUAUUUAUUGCUGUUUUGUAGGAAGUAAUUUUAAUAUUUAGUAUAAUUAUUUUAGUUAAUUUGAGUAGUUGUUUAUGCUUUUGUUUUGAAGGCAGCUUCAGCCACCGGUGUAACUGUAUAUAUUGGUAGACAGGUGGAGGAGGCGUAUGUUAUUUUUUUACCAGGGCAAGAGAGGCUGCAGAGGCCAUUGUUCUUUGUUUUGUUUGCUUACUAACAAUGAAAAUAAAUCACACAAACGUAAUUCUUGGCUGGACAAUGGACUUCUGCGUGAGAUUCGCUCCCUGGUGAUUUUGAGUUAGUUUUGUUUGUUUAAUUAUUUUGGUUUAAGUCAAAUUGCCGCUACAGCUGUCUGGUAAUAUGUGUUUUAUUGCCAUUUAUUCUCUUAGUAUUUCCUGAUUUUAACCUGUUGUGUGUUGAUUAUACCUUAUGAUUAGAUACAACUGUUUAGACUUGUGCUCUCACUUUAUGUAGAAAAAAAGCAAUUUUGAUUAUUUGUCAUUUUGAUAUGGUUAAUGGUAAUAGACUUGCAUUUACAUAGCGCCUUUCUGGUCAAAGCGCUUUUACAUUUACACACACAUUCAUACACUGAUGGCAGGGCUGCUGUACAACGUGCCAAACUGCUCAUCUAAUGUUCAUUCACACACACUCACACACUCCAGCGAGUGAUGGGACUUCAUGAUCAUCUCAUGGGUUAAACUCCAGCAGCUUGUGUCUCACGUAUAUCCUGGUAUGACUAAACAACCCAUGUGAAAUAUCGUAUGUAUGAAAAUACAUGUAAACUUCAUUCAGAAGUAUAUACUGAAGGCCAACUAUACUGAAGUACAGUUGGCCUUUAUAUCAGGAUUUCAUUUAUUUCUGUGAAGAGAACUAAAUUAAAUGGUUAUUUCUAAAGUUUGAAUUACUAUCAAGAUAUAAUAAUAAUUAUUAUUGUUUAAUCUCACAGGGUAAAGCACGAUGAGACCAAGAUUAAGUGAACACAAGCGGUUGUAUUCAGUCUUCCCUCUCUGCUAAACAGCCUCGUCCUAGAAAACAUCCAUGAAGCAAACAGAACAAUGGCUAAGACCCAAUUCAUACAACUUUAUAAGUAUGAAUGGUUGUUAAAGAUAUAAAAAAUGAUAAUACAGACAGACUUGUCCUUCCUAAAAAGUUCCUUAAAAUAAGAGGAAAACUGAUCUCUGAUUCACAGGAAAUAAUCUGCUCAAAAUGAAGCAGUGAAUCGCUUGUUUUACACAAACUUCCUGCAGUUAUUAUAUUCACUAUUUGGGUUAAUGUUACAGUUUAUCAGAUGUUCUUUACUGUUACUUUUAUGAAUUGAAUAUAAUAUGAAAUAUUUAUUAAAUAUGUCACUUAGUAAGGGGUCAUCAGUUUACUAAAUGAUAGAAAAGUGAAAAGUUUGGGAACCUCACAUGUAGGAUAUUGUGAUAGUUCUGGUAAAUAACAGCCGCUAACAGGCACACAAGUAUCCAAAUCAAUUUAAUAAGGAUUGUUUAUUUGGUUAUACUUCUUGAUAUAUUAACAACAGGUCAAAUGACAAGUUGUAACGUGAGAGUUGUUAUUUUGUGACAAACCCACAAACAAUUUUUUACAGGAGUUUUAGCUUCUUUCAGCAUAUUGUUUGGUUUUAACAUCCCUCAACUAUAAUGUUGGUUCAAUGUUCAGUGACAAAGCUCUGAAAGAGCCUGGACCAGACAAACUGAAACAUUGCUUUACUCUUUUUUUUUAAACAAAUGUUGAUGGUAGCCACA
Messenger RNA from Cottoperca gobio, 4029 nucleotides. RefSeq names its product phosphatidylinositol-4-phosphate 5-kinase-like 1 (gene pip5kl1). Lineage: Eukaryota; Metazoa; Chordata; Actinopteri; Perciformes; Bovichtidae. Gene Ontology annotation, cellular component: plasma membrane. The transcript has 11 exons. The coding region runs from base 19 to 1698 and encodes 559 amino acids. The record is from RefSeq and is a predicted model, not a curated record. Gene Ontology annotation, biological process: phosphatidylinositol phosphate biosynthetic process. Gene Ontology annotation, molecular function: 1-phosphatidylinositol-4-phosphate 5-kinase activity.